This is a messenger RNA of Paramuricea clavata, 12630 nucleotides long. The record is from the annotation of a GenBank genome assembly. Lineage: Eukaryota; Metazoa; Cnidaria; Anthozoa; Malacalcyonacea; Plexauridae.
UAAUGGAACAUCAUUCUCUUGCUCAUGCCCGGUUAGAUUUAGCGGCGACCUCUGCGAAAUAGAAGGUAAAUAUUAUUUUCAAAAACUUACUAGAUGUAUUUUAUUCUGUUUCCAUUCUUUUAAUAUUUCUGGGAAGAAUUUUGUUUAAUUAAGUUUUAAUUCGUCUCUAACAGUGAACUCUUGUUAAAUACUAAACUCUUGUUAAUUCAUCAGCUCUUGUUGAAUUUAAAAUAUGCUCGAGAAUUCGGUGAUCAACUUGGUACGCAGUUGUUCUUGCUUGCGCGCUUGGAUAGUCAGCAAAAAGGUUAUGACCUCGGAUGGUAAAAACCACACCCUGAAAUUUGGGGCGUUUGGUAUAGUUUAUCGGAAAUUUAUGCACGAAUAUUAGCAUUUAAAUUUGCUAUAUAUAAUCAAACAGAAGCGAGAGAAUAAGUUGAUUUUAUUAAUUGCACCUCUUUAAGCAAAAAAACACAGGAACGUUUGCCAGGUUUCGGUGUACGGGUACGAGUAGUGUCAUCUUGUUUUACUGAUGUCUGUAAUUCGAUCAUACUUUUUCUGUUUUCUUGCAAUAGACAAUGAUAUAAUGAGAAAAAUGUGCACCUUAAUUACGAGUAAAGGUACAGACAUCGACGAAAAUAUUGCUAACCAAAAUCAUGCUACUCGUACCCGUACACCGAAACCGGGGUAUCUUAACCUCUCUAUUGAUGACCUUCAACCCAGUUAGGCUUUGAUUCAAGUUUUGUUGUAGAAGCAAAUCGGCUUGCAUUGUUUCCUUUAUAAACAUCAUGUUAUUGUAUACAUUUAAUAUUUGCAUGGUCCCGAGGGAAAGAGUUUCUUUUGUUUUCCCGUGAGUCUCAAUGUUUCCCGAGACAAAGUGGAGGGAAACAUUGAGAUUUGAGGGAAAACAAAACUAAGUAUUUUCCGAGAGAACAGAAAUUUAGCGUUUUGUUAUAUAGGGACGAACAAAAAUCAACAUUGAACAACAUUCAUACAACAAUUGUUUUUCGUGACAAGAAAUCUAUAGUGUAAACGAGUUUAAAAUUAAAAGAACCUACGUAAACGGUUUCAGCAGCGUAUCCUGUCGCCUGUUGUGCAUUUGUCUUCUCUUUUACAUUCUUUAUUUGAACACAAACGUGGAAAAUCGUAGUUUCUAAUAGGCAAUUGCAGCUUUUAGUUUAUGCCUGUAGGGGAUGAUGGGAAGUAAGGUAUCAUAUUGCCGAUUAUGCUGAAAAAUUUCAAUAAAAACUACCGAGACAACCGAAAUAUUUCAAUAUUUACAAGUAUAAGCUAUCACUCCGUGUUUACACGGCCACCAUUUUUAUUUUUUCAGCAUAAUCAGCAAUGUGAUACCUUACUUCCCGUCGUCCCCUGCACGCAUAAACUAAAAGCUGGAAUUACCUAUUAUGCUAGUUGUGCCGCCAUUUUGUUUAUUUAUGUACGUAGCCGGUCGGGACUGGCAACAAUUUUUCACUUGUUGCCCUGCGGGGUACAUUGCAUUUAUCUGAAGUCACGUGACCACAAAUCAGCCAAUCACGUUUGGUGUUCACCCUAGCUAUAUAACAAGAGUGAAUAUAUUCCUAUCAGACCUGUAUUUGACUGGAACGUUAUAGAGCAUGCCUCUCUUGAAAUGGACGAUGUAUCAAGAUGCAUGUCAGAACGUAUGUUCAUCCAAACCAAAUACUCAUCUAUACGAAGCGCGCAAAAUAUAUUUUUGGACCAAAUAGUUGUUUAAAUUGUCAAUGAAUUUUGCUUUUACAACCGUUGGAAAAAAUCUAAAAAGUCGUAUUUAAACUCAAAACUUUAUCCCUUCAAGAACUGAAAUUGUCAAUGCACUUUCAUACGAAGCUGAUAAUAAUUAUUCUCACAUUGAAUAAUUAGAUUAAAAAUCAUUGACCAAUCAGGUUCCAAAACACACCAGCCGAACCCACUCACGGCCUUUUUCGCUGAACAUUCGACCACAGAAACAAAACCCUUGUGUACGAGGUUGGCACUACAGUAGGUGGGUGUUAGUGGGUUGACAUGCAGCAAUAAAAUACGUUAGUCUUCCAACAAUUUCAUAGUUUGGAGAUGACAUCCAAUUAUAAAGAACUAGCAAGUGCGUUGUUAACUAACUCUUAUAUUCCAUAGCUCAAAUUUUUUACACAUUCCACAUUCAUUGGCCCUAUAACAAGCUUGGCAUGUCCAGUUGACUUGAGGUCACCUAUAGUUUAAUUAUUGAUGCCUAGUCUUCGAUACCCUAUAAAAGAGAGUAGCGAAAAAAAUAUCUGAAAGUUUUGUAUGCAUUCCACAUAUAAAGUUCAAAAGUUCGACUAUUUUUUGUGGCUACUACAAUUUUUAAUUUAUGCCAACAACAAUUUUACAAACUUGCUUAAACAAACGACAAUUUUAAUUAAAAGUAAUCACUGUAUUCGACGGAUGGUUUUAUCCGGCCUUCCCAUAUACUACGCAUGUGAGAAUGCAAAUUUGGAUGAACAUUGCAUUACAAAUUCGCGAAAGUUACGUUUCUCUUGCUUUGCUGGGUAGAGUAAACAGCUUCCCUAAUUAGCCCAUCAAGUUUUUUAUGCAUUCAUUGCAUUGUAAAAAACCUGGCCUGCUGGCGGAGGCCAUAAAUCUAAGUCUCUGAGACCCCUCGUGUAAUUAACAGGAAUUUUAAUAUUUUCAAUUUUGAUAUAUGCUGUGUUGGUGUAAUGUACUCAGGUGAAUAAGAUACUUGUGUAAUGUUACUCUGAGUGUAUAUCCACACCGGGCAGACUUGAAAAAUAUGCCUGGCCACGGUGGGAAUCGAACCUAGGCCUACGACCUUUGGAAUACUAGCCCAAUGCUCUGCCAACUGAGCUACGCGGUCAGGUCGGUUCGAGUAUGCGAUCUUUCGGAACUGAGUCUAGUUCCUUUGAUAUCAGUGUAAUGGUCCAAAGGUCGUAGGUUCGAUUCCCACCGUGGCCAGGCAUAUUUUUCAAGCCUGCCCGGUGUGGAUAUACACUCAGAUUAACAUCACACAAGCAUCUUAUUCACCUGUGUACAUUACACCAACACAGCAAAUAUCAUGAUUAUUAGAUUACACUGAUAUCGAAGGAACUAGACUCAGUUCCGAAAUAUCGCAUACUCGAACCGACCUGACCGCGUGGCUCAGUUUGCAGAGCAUUGGGCUAGUAUUCCAAAGGUCGUAGCUUCGAUUCCCACCGUGGCCAGGCAUGUUUUUCAAGCCUGUCCGGUGUGGAUAUACACUCAGAGUAAAGGCUAAUUUCCACUCAGGAAAAUUAUCCGUGGAUUGGAACGGACAAGAACAUUUUUUAUUUUUCUUUGUGUUAAAGUCAUUAGUUCCAACCCAGAGCUCACAGGACAGAGAAAAAUGUUCUUGUCCGUUCCAAUCCACGGAUAAAUUUCCUGGGUGGAAAUUAGCCUUAACAUCACACAAGCAUUUAAUUUUAAUCUAAUUUAGCUUGUCCCAGUGCUCCGUGCUUGAAUGGUGGGACUUGUUCAAAUGAUGGAACAUCAUUCUCUUGCUCAUGCCCGGUUAGAUUCAGCGGUGACCACUGCGAAAUAGAAGGUAAAUAUUAUUUUCAAAAACGUACUAGAUAUAUUUUUUCUGUUUCCAUGCUUUUCAUUUUUCUAGGAAGAAUUUUGUUUAAUUAAGUUUGACUUCGUCUCUAACAGUGAACUCUUGUUAAAUACAAAAGUCUUGUCAACUAAUCAAGUCUUGUCAACUAAUCAACUCUUGUUAAAUUGAAAAUAUGCUCGAGAAUUCGGUGAUCAACUUGGUACGCACUACGCAGUUGUUCUUGUUUGCGCACUUGGAUAGUCAGCAAAAUGGUUCUUCCCUCGGAUGGUAACACCACACCCUGAAAUUUGGGGUGUUUAGUCUCUGAGACCCCUCGUGUAAUUAACAUGAAUUUUAACAUUUUUAAUUUUAAUCUAAUUUAGCUUGUCCCAGUGCUCCGUGCUUGAAUGGUGGGAAUUGUUCCAGUAAUGGAACAUCAUUCUCUUGCUCAUGCCCGGCUAGAUUUAGCGGUGACCUCUGCGAAAUAGAAGGUAAAUAUUAUUUUCAACAACGUACUAGAUGUAUUUUUUCUGUUUCCAUUCUUUUAUUUUUCUAGGAAGAAUUUUGUUUAAUUAAGUUUUACUUUGUCUCUAACAGUGAACUCUUGUUAAAUACUAAACUCUUGUUAGCUAAUCAAUUCUUGUUAAAUUUAAAAUAUGCGCAAGAAUUCGGUGAUCAACUUGGUGCGCUGUUGUUCUUGCUUGCGCGCUUGGAUAGUCAGCAAAAAAGUUCUGCCCUCGGAUGGUAACGCCACACCCUGAAAUUUGGGGUGUUUGGUAUAGUUUAUCGGAAUUGGAUGCACAAGAUUUAAUAACUUUGUUGCUUAAAAACCAUACACACUUGCAUCAUCCAAGCACUACUGUAUAUACUGCUAAAUACAAGAAUGUAGUAAUUAGUUAAAAAAACAACUGGUGGCCAAACAGGGCAUUGCCCCAAUUGAACAUGACUACCAAUUUAAAAACCUAUUAAAGAGUUUAUAUAUACCUAACAUUUGCUACUAUAUAUUUAUAUAUACAUAUUAACAACUAAUGGAACACUCUGCAAACUACUUAUGUGGCAGUUCAUAAACAUUAAGUUCUAUAUAAAAUUUCUUAAGAAGUCUAGACUUAAAAAUACUAGAGCUGUCAAUUGCUUUGAGAUCACUAUCUAACGAGUUCCACAUUGUCACAGCUCGAGGAAAAUACGAGUUUUUAAAAAAUUCAGUUCUACAUUUAAAUUCAGUGAAAUUAUUCACGUCAUGUGACCUAAUGUUAUAUCUAGGAGCAAGUCGACUUUGUACAUAAUCUGGUAAAUGUAUAUCCAAUAGACCUGUUCUACAUUUAUGAAAGAAUAACAAGUCUUUCAUACUUCUCCUGACAUCAAGUGGUAGAAGGUUAAGUUUUAUCAAACGUUCUUUAUAUCCAGUGUCAGGGUAAUUUAAAAUAAACUUUGUAGCUCGUCGUUGCACCGCUUCCAACAUAAGCUGGUAUUUUACUUCUGACGGGGACCACAACUCUGAUGAAAAUUCCAGCUGCGGCCGGAGCAAUGUAAGGUAGAGGAGCUUCCUGACAGUUUGAUCUUCAAAGUCUCUGCAGGUUCUUUUGAUCAACCCGAGUGUUCGAUUUGCUUUUGCCGUAAUCUCUGCAAUAUGCUUCCCCCAACGAACAUCGUCACUCACAGUUAUUCCAAGAUCUUUGGUGGUUUUUACCAAUUCGAGAGAUUCGUGUCCCAAUAUGUAAUCACUCACGUGCGACUGGAUUUUUUUUCGCGACAACCUCAUGACUUUACAUUUAUUUGUAUUAAAUUUCAUACGCCACGUUUCUGUCCAAGAGUUCAUUUCAUUUAAAUCUAGCUGUAAAUUUUCAGUAUCCGCAUCCGAUUUUAUUGUUCUAUAUAAUUUUGAGUCGUCAGCAUAUAAUGCCAUUUCUGUUGGUUGCUGAAUUUGAUCCGGAAGGUCAUUAAUGUACAAUAUAAAGAGCAGUGGACCGAGAAUAGAUCCCUGUGGAACUCCAGAAGUCACAUCGAGCCAUUCAGAAUAAUGACCGUCAAGCGCAACUCGUUGGAUCCUUCCUGAUAAGUAACUUUUAAACCAGUUGAAAAUAGAACCGUAGAAACCGUGUUUGCUUAAUUUACGGAGCAAUAAAUGGUGAGAUACCUUGUCAAACGCUUUUUGGAAAUCAAGAUAAAUUACAUCAACAGAGUGUUUAUUGUCCAGUGCUUUAAGAAUCUUGUGAUACACUUGGAUUAACUGUGUUGUGCAAUUUCUGCCUCGUAAGAAGCCAUGUUGUAAAUGGUGUGCAAUUCCGGAAAUAGAGUCAUAACACCGGUUGUAGAUGCAUUUUUCCAACACUUUCGAGACUAUGCAUAGCAGAGAAAUCGGCCUAUAGUUUUCAACGCAAUGCACGUCGCCAACUUUCGGAACCGGAGUGACGUUCGCCUGUUUCCAUAUGGAUGGAACUUCUCCUAAUCUUAGAGAAAGGUUAAAAAGGCGUGUUAGCGACGGAGUUAUUUCGUUUGCAACCGUCUUAAGAAGCCUUGCAGAGAUAUCAUCAGGUCCACCCGUUUUCGUCUGGUCUAGGUUUAAUAAACAAUCUAGCACUUCACUCUCGUUUAAAACAAUUUGACCUAGACUGUUGUCUACAAUUUCACAAUUUUCCUCACUGCGGUAUUUAUCACUAGAUUCUGGGGAAACCCCUGAAUUGAACACAGAGUGAAAAAAACUGUUCAGGAGAUUAGCUUUAUCCUUGCCGUCUGUGGCGAAUACAUUUCCGUAUUUCAGAAAUUGAGGAGUGCUAUAUGCUCUAGUUUUUGCUUUAAUAAAUGUCCAAAAACGUUUCGGAUGUUCAGAUGUUAGCAUUUAAAUUCGCUAUUAUCAAAGAGAACCGAGAGAAUAAGUUGAUUUUAUUAUUCUAUUCCCUUCAAACCCUAGUUUUUUAUUCAAGUUUAGUUUUGAUUCAAGUUCUGUUUUGUUUUUUGUUUCGUUCCUACAGGUUUUGAUUCAAGUUUUGUUGUACAAGCAAAUCCACUUGCAUUGUUUUCUUUAUAAACAUUAUGUUAUUAUACACUUAAUGUCUGGUUCCGAGGGAGAUAGUUUCUUUUGUUUCCCGAGAGUCACAAUGUUUGCCGAGACGAAGUCGAGGGAAACAUUGAGAUUCGAGGGAAGUAAAAUGGCAUGUCCAGUUGACUUGAGGUCACCUAUGGUUUAAUAUUGAUGCCUAGCCUUCGAUACCCAGUAAAUGAGAGUAACGAAAAAAAUAUCUGAAAGUUUAUGUACAUUUCAUAUAUAAAGUUCACAGGUUCGACUACUUUUUUUUGACAACUACAAUUUUCAAUUUAAAGAGAAAACUUUGUCUUGCUUAUACAAACAACAAUUUUCAUUACAAAUAAUUACAAAAUUCGACGGAUGGUUUUACCCGGCCUUACUACUACGCAUGUGAGAAUGCAAAUUUGGAUGAGCAUUGGUUUACAAAUUAGCAAAAGUUAAGUUUGUCUUGCUUUGCUGGGUAGAAUAAACAGCUUCCCUAAUUUGCCCAUCAAGUUUUUUAUGCAUUCAGUGCAUUGUAAAGAACUUAGUUAUGAAUUAGGCUAUGAAUCCAAGUCUCUGAGACCCCUCUUGUAAUUAAUAUUAAUGUUAACAUUUCUAAUUUUAAUCUAAUUUAGGUUGUCCCAGUGCUCCGUGCUUGAAUGGUGGGAAUUGUUCCAGUAAUGGAACAUCAUUCUCUUGCUCAUGCCCGGUUAGAUUUAGCGGCGACCUCUGCGAAAUAGAAGGUAAAUAUUAUUUUCAAAAACUUACUAGAUGUAUUUUAUUCUGUUUCCAUUCUUUUAAUUUUUCUGGGAAGAAUUUUGUUUAAUUAAGUUUUAAUUCGUCUCUAACAGUGAACUCUUGUUAAAUACUAAACUCUUGUUAAUUCAUCAGCUCUUGUUGAAUUUAAAAUAUGCUCGAGAAUUCGGUGAUCAACUUGGUACGCAGUUGUUCUUGCUUGCGCGCUUGGAUAGUCAGCAAAAAGGUUAUGACCUCGGAUGGUAAAAACCACACCCUGAAAUUUGGGGCGUUUGGUAUAGUUUAUCGGAAAUUUAUGCACAAAUAUUAGCAUUUAAAUUUGCUAUAUAUAAUCAAACAGAAGCGAGAGAAUAAGUUGAUUUUAUUAAUUGCACCUCUUUAAGCAAAAAAACACAGGAACGUUUGCCAGGUUUCGGUGUACGGGUACGAGUAGUGUCAUCUUGUUUUACUGAUGUCUGUAAUUCGAUCAUACUUUUUCUGUUUUCUUGCAAUAGACAAUGAUAUAAUGAGAAAAAUGUGCACCUUAAUUACGAGUAAAGGUACAGACAUCGACGAAAAUAUUGCUAACCAAAAUCAUGCUACUCGUACCCGUACACCGAAACCGGGGUAUCUUAACCUCUCUAUUGAUGACCUUCAACCCAGUUAGGCUUUGAUUCAAGUUUUGUUGUAGAAGCAAAUCGGCUUGCAUUGUUUCCUUUAUAAACAUCAUGUUAUUGUAUACAUUUAAUAUUUGCAUGGUCCCGAGGGAAAGAGUUUCUUUUGUUUUCCCGUGAGUCUCAAUGUUUCCCGAGACAAAGUGGAGGGAAACAUUGAGAUUUGAGGGAAAACAAAACUAAGUAUUUUCCGAGAGAACAGAAAUUUAGCGUUUUGUUAUAUAGGGACGAACAAAAAUCAACAUUGAACAACAUUCAUACAACAAUUGUUUUUCGUGACAAGAAAUCUAUAGUGUAAACGAGUUUAAAAUUAAAAGAACCUACGUAAACGGUUUCAGCAGCGUAUCCUGUCGCCUGUUGUGCAUUUGUCUUCUCUUUUACAUUCUUUAUUUGAACACAAACGUGGAAAAUCGUAGUUUCUAAUAGGCAAUUGCAGCUUUUAGUUUAUGCCUGUAGGGGAUGAUGGGAAGUAAGGUAUCAUAUUGCCGAUUAUGCUGAAAAAUUUCAAUAAAAACUACCGAGACAACCGAAAUAUUUCAAUAUUUACAAGUAUAAGCUAUCACUCCGUGUUUACACGGCCACCAUUUUUAUUUUUUCAGCAUAAUCAGCAAUGUGAUACCUUACUUCCCGUCGUCCCCUGCACGCAUAAACUAAAAGCUGGAAUUACCUAUUAUGCUAGUUGUGCCGCCAUUUUGUUUAUUUAUGUACGUAGCCGGUCGGGACUGGCAACAAUUUUUCACUUGUUGCCCUGCGGGGUACAUUGCAUUUAUCUGAAGUCACGUGACCACAAAUCAGCCAAUCACGUUUGGUGUUCACCCUAGCUAUAUAACAAGAGUGAAUAUAUUCCUAUCAGACCUGUAUUUGACUGGAACGUUAUAGAGCAUGCCUCUCUUGAAAUGGACGAUGUAUCAAGAUGCAUGUCAGAACGUAUGUUCAUCCAAACCAAAUACUCAUCUAUACGAAGCGCGCAAAAUAUAUUUUUGGACCAAAUAGUUGUUUAAAUUGUCAAUGAAUUUUGCUUUUACAACCGUUGGAAAAAAUCUAAAAAGUCGUAUUUAAACUCAAAACUUUAUCCCUUCAAGAACUGAAAUUGUCAAUGCACUUUCAUACGAAGCUGAUAAUAAUUAUUCUCACAUUGAAUAAUUAGAUUAAAAAUCAUUGACCAAUCAGGUUCCAAAACACACCAGCCGAACCCACUCACGGCCUUUUUCGCUGAACAUUCGACCACAGAAACAAAACCCUUGUGUACGAGGUUGGCACUACAGUAGGUGGGUGUUAGUGGGUUGACAUGCAGCAAUAAAAUACGUUAGUCUUCCAACAAUUUCAUAGUUUGGAGAUGACAUCCAAUUAUAAAGAACUAGCAAGUGCGUUGUUAACUAACUCUUAUAUUCCAUAGCUCAAAUUUUUUACACAUUCCACAUUCAUUGGCCCUAUAACAAGCUUGGCAUGUCCAGUUGACUUGAGGUCACCUAUAGUUUAAUUAUUGAUGCCUAGUCUUCGAUACCCUAUAAAAGAGAGUAGCGAAAAAAAUAUCUGAAAGUUUUGUAUGCAUUCCACAUAUAAAGUUCAAAAGUUCGACUAUUUUUUGUGGCUACUACAAUUUUUAAUUUAUGCCAACAACAAUUUUACAAACUUGCUUAAACAAACGACAAUUUUAAUUAAAAGUAAUCACUGUAUUCGACGGAUGGUUUUAUCCGGCCUUCCCAUAUACUACGCAUGUGAGAAUGCAAAUUUGGAUGAACAUUGCAUUACAAAUUCGCGAAAGUUACGUUUCUCUUGCUUUGCUGGGUAGAGUAAACAGCUUCCCUAAUUAGCCCAUCAAGUUUUUUAUGCAUUCAUUGCAUUGUAAAAAACCUGGCCUGCUGGCGGAGGCCAUAAAUCUAAGUCUCUGAGACCCCUCGUGUAAUUAACAGGAAUUUUAAUAUUUUCAAUUUUGAUAUAUGCUGUGUUGGUGUAAUGUACUCAGGUGAAUAAGAUACUUGUGUAAUGUUACUCUGAGUGUAUAUCCACACCGGGCAGACUUGAAAAAUAUGCCUGGCCACGGUGGGAAUCGAACCUAGGCCUACGACCUUUGGAAUACUAGCCCAAUGCUCUGCCAACUGAGCUACGCGGUCAGGUCGGUUCGAGUAUGCGAUCUUUCGGAACUGAGUCUAGUUCCUUUGAUAUCAGUGUAAUGGUCCAAAGGUCGUAGGUUCGAUUCCCACCGUGGCCAGGCAUAUUUUUCAAGCCUGCCCGGUGUGGAUAUACACUCAGAUUAACAUCACACAAGCAUCUUAUUCACCUGUGUACAUUACACCAACACAGCAAAUAUCAUGAUUAUUAGAUUACACUGAUAUCGAAGGAACUAGACUCAGUUCCGAAAUAUCGCAUACUCGAACCGACCUGACCGCGUAGCUCAGUUUGCAGAGCAUUGGGCUAGUAUUCCAAAGGUCGUAGCUUCGAUUCCCACCGUGGCCAGGCAUAUUUUUCAAGCCUGUCCGGUGUGGAUAUACACUCAGAGUAAAGGCUAAUUUCCACUCAGGAAAAUUGUCCGUGGAUUGAAACGGACAAGAACAUUUUUCUUUGUGUUAAAGUCAUUAGUUCCAAUCCAGAGCUCACAGGACAAAGAAAAAUGUUCUUGUCCGUUCCAAUCCACGGAUAAUUUUCCUGAGUGGAAAUUAGCCUUAACAUCACACAAGCAUUUAAUUUUAAUCUAAAUUAGCUUGUCCCAGUGCUCCGUGCUUGAAUGGUGGGACUUGUUCAAAUGAUGGAACAUCAUUCUCUUGCUCAUGCCCGGUUAGAUUCAGCGGUGACCACUGCGAAAUAGAAGGUAAAUAUUAUUUUCAAUGUAUGUAUUUUUUCUAAGUCUUGUCAACUAAUCAACUCUUGUUAAAUUUAUAAUAUGCUCGAGAAUUCGGUGAUCAACUUGGUACGCACUACGCAGUUGUUCUUGUUUGGGCGCUUGGAUAGUCAGCAAAAUGGUUCUGACAUCGGAUGGUAACACCACACCCUGAAAUUUGGGCUGUUUAGUAUAAUUUAUCGGAACCAUUUCCGAUAAUGAAUCCAGGUCGCUGAGACCCCUCGUGUAAUUAACAUGAAUUUUAACCUUUUUAAUUUUAAUCUAAUUUAGGUUGUCCCAGUGCUCCGUGCUUGAAUGGUGGGAAUUGUUCCAGUAACGGAACAUCAUUCUCUUGCUCAUGCCCGGCUAGAUUGAGCGGUGACCACUGCGAAAUAGAAGGUAAAUAUUAUUUUCAAAAACUUACUAGAUGUAUUUUUUCUGUUUCCAUUCUUUUAUUUUAUUUUUAUAGGAAGAAUUUUGUUUAAUUAAGUUUUACUUCGUCUUUAACAGUGAACUCUUGUUAAAUACUAAACUCUUGUUAACUAAUCAAUUCUUGUUAAAUUUAAAAUAUGCGCGGGAAUUCGGUGAUUAACUUGGUAUGCAGUUCUUGCUUGCGCGCUUGGAUAGUCAGCAAAAAUGUUCUGCCCUCGGAUGGUACACGACACCCUGAAAUUUGGGGUGUUUAGUAAAAUUUAUCGGAAAUUGAUGCACAAAUAUUAGCAUUUAAAUUUGCUAUAAUCAAAGAGAAACGAGAGAAUAAGUCGAUUUUAUUAAUUGCACCUCUUUAAGCCAAAACACAGGAACGUUUGCCCGUAACAUCGAUGACCUUCAAAGCCUAGUUAGUCUUUGAUUCAAGUUUUGUUGUAGAAGCAAAUCGGCUUGCAUUGUUUUCUUUAUAAACAUCAUGUUAUAAGCGAAUAUAUUCGUACCAGCAUCUUUAUUUGACUGGAACGCUGUACAGCAUGCCUUUCUUGAAAUGGACGAUGUUACGAAGAUGCAUGUCAGAAAAGUAUGUUCAUUCGAAACAAAUACUCAUCUAUACGAAGCGUGCAAAGAUUAUUUUGGACGAAAUAGUUGUGUAAAAUUGUCAAUGAAAUCAUUUUUGCUUUUACAAUUGUUGGAAAAAUCCUAAAAAGUCCUAUUUAAACUCAACACCUUAUCCCUUCAAGAACUGAACUCUCGUUGCACUAAGCUGAUAAUAAUUAUUCUCACAUUGAAUAACUAGAUUAAAAAUCAUUGACUAAUUAGUUUCCAAAACAGACAAACCAUUUGGCGUGUCCAGUUGACUUGAUGUCACCUAGAGUUUAAUGAUUGAUGUAUAGUCUUCGAUACCCUAUAAAAGAGAGUAACGCGAAAAAUCUCUGAAAGUUUUGCAUGCAUUCCAUAUAUAAAGUUUACAGGAUCGACUGCUUUUUUGUGACCACUACAAUUUUUAAUUUAUAAAGAGAAAAGUUUGUCUUGCUUUUACAAACAACAAUUUUAAUUUAAAGUAAUCACUAUAUUCGACGGAUGGUUUUAUCCGGCCUUCCUGCUACGCAUGUGAGAGUGCAAAUUUGGAUAAACAUUGCAUUACAAAUACGCAAAAGUUAAGUUUCUCUUGCUUUGCUGGGUAGAGUAGGCAGCUUCCCUAAAUAGCCCAUCAAGUUACUUAUGCAUUGAAUAUAACUUAAUUUGCUGGCGGAGGCUAUGAAUCCAAGUCUCUGAGACCCCUCUUGUAAUUAACAUGAAUGUUAACAUUUUUUAUUUUGAUGCAAUUUAGGUUGUCCCAGUGCUCCAUGCUUGAAUGGUGGGAAUUGUUCCAGUAAUGGAACAUCAUGCUCAUGCCUGGAUCGAUAUACCGGUGACCGCUGCCAAAUCGAUG